AUGGCGACCGCACGACGGAAACAGGCGUCUAAACAGACGGAUACGAACUGGGACACCGAGUACAACACUCUCCGCCGGGAGAACCUCUUCCGCAACCCGCCGACCGACCACACUGCCUAUCCCAUGCUCCAGCUGGCCGUCGAUCCUCACAUCGAGUCUUUCAACGCCAUCUUCCCCGACGGCGAUGGGCACAGCGGCUUGCCCAAGAAGGGCCUCAUUGCACACAGCAUUGCCGACAUCGGCACCAAGGUGUUCCUCGACGGCGACGACUCGAUGCUCCCCGAAGAGCGCAACCGGAUUUCCAUCCGCUACAAGGAUAUUUCGCUGCAGCGCUGCUACGUGCCGCCGAGCAACAAGUUUGCCAAGGUCCGCGAGAUUUUCCCGGCUGAGUGCAGAGAGCGCCAUGUUUCGUACCGCGGCCGCCUCACAGCGACCCUCGAGUACCAAAUCAACAACAGCGAGCCGCAGGAGAUUGUGCGCGAAUUCGGCCAGGUGCCUCUCAUGGUCAAGUCGAACCGCUGCCACCUGGAGGGCAUGUCCCCCGCGGCCCUGGUCGACCACAAGGAGGAGUCAGAGGAGCUUGGAGGCUACUUUAUCGUCAACGGCCUCGAGAAGAUUAUCCGUCUGCUGCAGGUCACCCGCCGCAACUUUCCCCAUGCCAUCAACCGGCCCAGCUUUCAGAACCGUGGCGCUUCAUACACACCAUUUGGCAUCAUCAUGCGCUCUGUGCGCCCCGACGAAACCUCCCAGACCAACGUCCUACACUACCUCAAGGACGGUAACAUUACCUUCCGCUUCUCCUGGCGCAAGAACGAGUAUCUCGUGCCCGUCAUGAUGAUCCUCAAGGCCCUGGUGGAGACCAACGACCGUGCCAUCUUCGAGGCCAUUGUCGGCUCGGCUGGCUCCAAGGGCCUCGAAAACACCUUCUUGACCGACCGUGUCGAGCUGCUGCUGCGCACUUACGAGCACUACAACCUGUACACCAAGUCCGCCACGCGCGCCUAUCUGGGCGAAAAGUUCCGCAUUGUCCUGGGAGUGCCGAGCACCAUGUCCAACUACGACGUCGGCACCGAGUUCCUGCGCAAGAUUGUGCUCGUGCACCUCGGCAAUGUCAACGUCACCGAGGCGCAGGACGCCGACAAGUUCCGCUCGCUGAUCUUCAUGGUCCGCAAGCUGUACGCCCUCGUGGCUGGCGACUGUGCCGUCGACAACCCCGAUGCAGUCCAGAACCAGGAGAUCCUGCUGGGUAGCUUCCUGUACAGCCAGAUCCUCAAGGAGAAGCUCGAUGAGUUCCUGUCCGUGAACCUCCGCGAGUCUCUGCGCUUUUACUGGCGACGGGCACCAGCAAACAACCUGCUCUCGGAGGGCUUCGCAAGGGACUUCCCUGCCAAUAUCUUCCGCCGUGCCAACGAAAAUCUCGGCAACUCCCUCGAAUACUUCUUGUCCACCGGAAACCUGCAGAGUCCGUCUGGUCUGGACCUGCAGCAAACCUCAGGUUUCACUGUCAUCGCUGAAAAGCUCAACUUUUUGCGUUUCAUCAGCCACUUCCGCAUGGUUCAUCGUGGUAGUUUCUUCGCUCAGCUCAAGACCACCACUGUGCGUAAGCUGCUGCCGGAGUCAUGGGGUUUCCUGUGCCCCGUGCACACCCCCGAUGGCUCACCCUGCGGGCUACUGAACCAUCUGGCACACAAGUGCAAGAUCAUGACUAAAGCUGUCGACGCCUCGGCGGUGCCGCGGCUCGCCGCCGAGCUGGGCGUGGUCGAGACGUCGUCUGCCGCCACGGACGAGAGCGUUGUCGUCAUGCUGGACGGCAAGGUCCUUGGCUGGUGCUCGCCCAAGGAGGCCAAGCGCCUGGCUGACACCAUCCGCUACUGGAAGGUCCAGGGCAAGAACAACGUGCCAGUCGAGCUCGAGAUCGGCUAUGUCCCGCAGUCCAACUCUGGCUCGUAUCCAGGGGUCUACAUGUCCUCGACUCCGUCUCGCAUGGUACGCCCCGUCAAGUACCUGCCCACCGACCAGGACGACUUUGUCGGCCCGCAUGAACAGGUGUACAUGUCGAUUGCCGUCACCGAGCCCGAGAUCAUCUCUGGCAAGACUACACAUGUCGAACUGCACCCGACCAACAUGCUCUCCAUCCUCGCCAACAUGACGCCCUUCUCCGACUUCAACCAGUCCCCCAGAAACAUGUACCAGUGCCAGAUGGGUAAGCAAACGAUGGGCACGCCUGGCACGGCCCUCCGCUACCGCACAGACAACAAGACCUACCGCAUCCAAACGGGCCAGACACCCGUCGUGCGCGCACCGCUCCACAACGCAUACGGAUUCGACAACUUCCCGAACGGCGCGAACGCGGUCGUCGCUGUCAUCUCGUACACGGGCUACGACAUGGACGACGGUAUGAUUAUCAACAAGUCGGCGCUCGACCGCGGCUUCGGCUACGGCUCCAUUUACAAGACCAAAAAGAUUACCCUCAAGGAGGAUACCAGGACUCGCACCGCUAAGCACGUGACGAAGAUGUUUGGUUUUGCCCCCGGCGCCUUUGUUAGCGGCCCGUCGCGUGCCAUGCUCGACGACGACGGCCUGCCGUACGUCGGGCUCAAGGUCAAGGAGGGCGAUGCGCUGUGUGCCUGGCACACAGUGUCGGCCGACUACAGCGGUGCGCUCGUCAACCGCGACGGCCAGACCCACUACGAGAAGUACAAAGACAGCGAAGAGGCCUACGUCGAGGAGGUACGUAUUAUUGGCAACGAGAACGGCAACGAGCCGAACCAGACCAUCUCCAUCAAGCUGCGCGUACCCCGCCUGCCCAUCAUCGGCGACAAGUUCUCGUCGCGUCACGGACAAAAGGGUGUCAUGUCGCAAAAGUGGCCAUCCACCGACAUGCCCUUCUCCGAGUCCGGCAUCCAGCCCGACGUCAUCAUCAAUCCCCAUGCUUUCCCGUCGCGCAUGACCAUUGGCAUGUUUAUCGAGUCGCUGGCCGGCAAGGCGGGCGCCCUGCAUGGCCUGGCCCAGGACUCGACGCCGUUCCAGUUCGACGAGGAGAACACGGCAGGCGACUACUUUGGCCACCAGCUGAUGAAGGCUGGCUUCAACUACCACGGCAACGAGCCGAUGUACUCGGGCAUUACGGGUGAGGAGCUCGCCGCCGACAUUUACGUGGGUGUUGUCUACUAUCAGCGUCUGCGCCACAUGGUCAACGACAAGUACCAGGUGCGUACCACGGGUCCUGUCGUUGCGACCACCGGCCAACCUAUCAAAGGUCGUAAGCGUGGUGGUGGUAUCCGUGUCGGUGAGAUGGAGCGCGAUGCGCUGUUGGCGCACGGCACGGCCUUUUUGCUGCAGGACCGCCUGCUCAACUGCUCCGACUACUCGCGCACAUGGAUCUGCCGCACGUGCGGCUCGUUCUUGUCGGUGCAGCCGACCGUAUCGCCGUUUGUCGGCAAGCGCAAGGCCAUCAACACGGUGCGCUGUCGCCGCUGCGCGUCGCGUGUCGAGGAUCUCGAGGAGCUGGUCGAGGUCGCCCGAAAGAGCGGCACCGAUGGCAAGCCCACCAAGGAGACGCUGGCGCUGAUGGACCGCCUGGCGCGCGAGGAGAUCUGGGAGGACGGACACGGCGUGCAAUGGGUGGGCGGCACCGAUACCACGCAAGUCGUUGUGCCCGGCGCGCUGAAGUACCUGGACGUGGAGCUUGCAGCCAUGGGCGUGAAGCUCAAGUACCGCGUCGAUCCUAAGGAUGCGCCGCGUCGCGGUCCUCUGCGGCCUGCCCAAUGGGACGGCACGCAGCUGCAGGAGUUGACAGCGGCUGCCUCUGGUCAUUGUCUUCUACCACGAGUCGCCGCCAACGCAUACGACUAUGGUUUCGACGUGGCUGAGCAUCUUUCCCGGCGUUCUUUUGGUUCGCCAUACGAUGCAGAGACGCCUUUUGUUGUCGGGGCCCUCGCUGGCGACCGCAAUGGCACGCUACCCCCCCGGCAGGAAAUACGGCAGAUGGAGAAGAAUACAGAUAUUUGGACGCUGUACAUCCUUGGUCUCAACAUGAUGCAGUACGUGGACCAAUCACACUUACUCUCGUACUAUCAGAUUGCUGGAAUCCACGGUGUGCCAUGGAUCGAGUGGAACGGCGUUGCACCCAGUCCUGGCAGCGAGAAUACCGGCUAUUGCACGCACGUCUCGGAGCUCUUUCUAACUUGGCACCGUCCGUAUCUUGCUCUCUACGAGCAAAUUCUCUUCUCGUUGAUUGAAUAUAUUGCCUCACUUUAUUUAGACGACGACGAACGCGACCGUUAUCAGACGGCCGCCAUGAAUUUUCGAAUUCCGUAUAUGGACUGGGCGACCCAGCCGCCCGCAGGCGAAAGUGUGCUCCCAUUAAGCGUCGGAGGCAGUCCAUUUAUCAACGCAUCUGGACCGAAUGGCAUCCAGCGCAUCGCUAAUCCCCUGUAUACGUACCUUUUCAAACCUUUGAACACCACGAUGUUUAUCGAGGCACCGUACGAUUUGUGGCUGACGACCGUACGGGCGCCCACGGCUCAAGACUCCUCGGCUGGGUCUAACAACACUGCAGUCUCUCUAGCCCUUAACCAAAACUUUCCAUCCAUCCAGCAGCGGCUGUACAACUUGUUCUCGAACUACCAAAACUACAGCACAUUCAGUAACGAGGCUUGGAUUCCGACAUCAUCUAGUGGCAAGUAUGAUUCGCUCGAGUCUCUUCACGAUACCAUCCACACACUCACCGGCCUUCAGGGGCACAUGGCGUGGAUCCCCUUUUCCGCUUUCGAUCCCAUAUUCUUCUUACACCAUGCCAUGGUCGACCGUGUUUUUGCCUUGUGGCAGAUCUUAAACCCAGACUCUUGGAUUGUCCCGACACCAUCUACCCUCGCCAGCUAUACUACAGCGCAAGGUGACAUUCAAGACUCGCAAACACCUCUAACUCCAUUCUACAAGGCACAUAACGGCACUUUCUGGACGUCGGACGAUGUCCGAGAUAUGGCCGUGUUUGGAUAUACCUAUGAGGACAUGGUGGAGAUUCCACAUGAAAAGAUCAAACGCCCUCCACCGUCGGUCGUCGUGGACAAUGAAUACCGUGAAUGGGUGGCCAAUAUCCACGCCAAGAAACAGGCUCUCAACAGCACUUUCUUCAUCGACCUGUUCCUGGGGGACGUGCCUCCUGACACAACGAUGUGGUCCUAUGCGUCCAACCUUGUCGGAACGAUGAGCGUGUUCGCAUCUCCAGCAGGUGCCAUGGCUGGUAUGGACAUAAGUGCUGGCCACACGUCCGGCACCAUCCCGCUCACCUCGGCUUUAGCACAAAAAGUUGGCAAUGGGGAGUUGGCAAGUCUUGAACCCAAAGAUGUUGAGCCGUAUCUUUUCAAAAACCUGCACUACGGCAUCGUCAAGACUGAUGGUGUGGUCGUUGCGCCUGGAGAUGUGUCCGGACUGAGAAUUACGAUUGUCAGUUCGUGUGUGCAGGUGCCGUCGAGUGCCGAGGAGCUCCCUCGCUGGGGCUCCGUCGAAGACCAUUUUGAUUUAAUCUAA
Molecule: messenger RNA, 5532 nt
Organism: Sporothrix brasiliensis 5110
Lineage: Eukaryota; Fungi; Ascomycota; Sordariomycetes; Ophiostomatales; Ophiostomataceae
Product: DNA-directed RNA polymerase 1 subunit beta
Exons: 6
Coding region: 1-5532 (1843 amino acids)
Biological process (GO): DNA-templated transcription
Cellular component (GO): nucleus; RNA polymerase I complex
Molecular function (GO): ribonucleoside binding; oxidoreductase activity; DNA binding
Source: RefSeq, a predicted model, not a curated record